Messenger RNA from Mercurialis annua (annual mercury), 657 nucleotides. RefSeq lists its product as uncharacterized. The record is from RefSeq and is a predicted model, not a curated record. Lineage: Eukaryota; Viridiplantae; Streptophyta; Magnoliopsida; Malpighiales; Euphorbiaceae. The transcript is spliced from 2 exons. The coding region runs from base 1 to 657 and encodes 218 amino acids.
AUGGAAGAGACAAUCCCAUAUAACAUGAAAUUGCCAACCUUGCCAACUUUCAACGGAGAAGGAGAUCCUAGGAACCAUAGGUCCAGGUUCACUGCCACAAUGGGGCUGUUAAGCGUAUCAGACGCGAUCCUGUGUCGAGUGUUCCCAACCACUCUCACAGGGACCGUCCAAAGAUGGUACAACAAGCUCAAACCUGGGUCAAUCAAGAGCUUCGCCUUACUAUCGACAAAAUUUCACAACAGGUGCCUCACGAACAUACCAGCGAAAACGGCCACCAACAUCCUGAGGUCAUGUAUUCAGGAGGAAGUAGAAACAAUAAGAAGCUACAUCGAGCAAUUCAACAAGCAAGCUAUAAAGAUAGAUAACUUGAAUGUCGACAUGGCAACUGAAGCAUUACGAGAGGGAACAAGAUUUGAUCCCACUACUUUCUCAAACCUGAUGGGCAUAGCCCAAAAAUACUUCGAGCUGGACGAAGGCUGCAUGGUUCGCGGAAAAGAGGCGAAGGGGAAGGAAUCAAAAGAAAAACCCAAAGAGAAGUCGAAAUCAAGAUCGGAAGAUAGGAGAGGGAGACCUGAAGAGAGUAGACGAUUCACCCCGAAGGAAGAUACAAACCGAGAUACGACCCCCGAGAUGAUGAACGAAACUUUACACCGCUGA